Propithecus coquereli (Coquerel's sifaka) is the source of this 1774-nucleotide messenger RNA. RefSeq names its product potassium channel tetramerization domain containing 17 (gene KCTD17). The record is from RefSeq and is a predicted model, not a curated record. Gene Ontology annotation, cellular component: cytoplasm; Cul3-RING ubiquitin ligase complex. Bases 24 to 953 code for a protein of 309 amino acids. Gene Ontology annotation, biological process: protein homooligomerization; proteasome-mediated ubiquitin-dependent protein catabolic process. Lineage: Eukaryota; Metazoa; Chordata; Mammalia; Primates; Indriidae. The transcript has 9 exons. Gene Ontology annotation, molecular function: cullin family protein binding.
GCAGACGCCGGCGGGCGAGGAGGAUGGAGGCCGGGGAGGCAGCGCCGGCGGGGGCGGGGGGCCGCGCCGCGGGCGGCUGGGGCAAGUGGGUGCGGCUCAACGUGGGGGGCACGGUGUUUCUGACCACCCGGCAGACGCUGUGCCGCGAGCAGAAGUCCUUCCUCAGCCGCCUGUGCCAGGGGGAAGAGCUGCAGUCGGACCGGGAUGAGACCGGGGCCUACCUCAUUGACCGUGACCCCACCUACUUUGGGCCCAUCCUGAACUUCCUCCGUCAUGGCAAGCUGGUGCUGGACAAGGACAUGGCUGAGGAGGGAGUCCUGGAGGAAGCGGAGUUCUACAACAUUGGCCCGCUGAUCCGCAUCAUCAAAGACCGGAUGGAAGAGAAGGACUACACAGUCACCCAGGUCCCGCCCAAGCAUGUGUACCGCGUGCUGCAGUGCCAGGAGGAGGAGCUCACACAGAUGGUCUCCACGAUGUCUGACGGCUGGCGCUUCGAGCAGCUGGUCAACAUCGGCUCCUCCUACAAUUACGGCAGUGAGGACCAGGCGGAGUUCCUGUGCGUGGUGUCCAAGGAGCUCUACACCUCCCCACACGGGCUGAGCUCCGAGUCCAGCCGCAAAACCAAGAGCGCGGAGGAGCAGCUGGAGGAGCAGCAGCAGCAGGAGGAGGUGGAGGAGGUGGAGGUGGAACAGGUGCAGGUGGAGGCAGAUCCCCAGGAGAAAGCCCAGUCAUCUCAGGAUCCCGCUAACCCUUCCUCCCUCCCACCACCGCCUCCUCCGCCUCCUGCUGGAGGUUCCCGUCUGCACCCUCUCAGACCUGAGGCCGAGCUCGCAGUGAGGGCUUCUCCUUGGCCCCUCGCCCGCCCCCAGAGCUGCCACCCCUGCUGUUACAAGCCAGAGGCACCCGGAUGUGAGGCCCCAGAUCACCUCCAGGGACUUGGGGUUCCCAUCUGAAAUCCUUUAUCUUUGUUCCACGGGGUGGGCUCCCGGCCCGAGAUGGAAGAAGUGCUCUCCCCGCCGCCACCUCUGUCUGCGCCUGUGGGGCUGUGAUGCGCCCCUGCCUCCGGGGACGGGCGGGAGGCGCGCCGGGCCCGCUCAAGGCCUGAGGCGGGCCCUGGGACCCCUGGGCAGAGCCACCUGCCCCUGGCCAAAGUGUGGCACUGUCCAGCUGUGUCUCCCAGGCCCCCAUGUCCCCUCCCCCGGGUACCCCUGCUGCAUGGCGGAUGCACUGCCCCCCUGCCCGGUCACAUCACCUCCUUGAGCCUUCGGCGUCCAGUGGGGUGACUCCUCCCCGCCCCCGACAUCACAGGGUUGUGGUUAGGGUGCAAAGAGAAGCAAGGCCCCCUAGAAGCCCUGGGGAGUGUCUCGGGCCGCCCUCCUUUCACCUCUCCCUGGAGGGGGCGGACCCAGCCCAAGCCCCAGGCGGAACGCCGGGUUCGUGAGUGCAGAUUCAGGGACUGGUGGGGGUGAAGCGUGUCGGGGUUUGGCCCUGUCAGAGAAGGGGUGGGUGACUUGGCCUUCACUUUGGCUGUCCCACCUACCCGCAGCCAUCUGCAUCACUGGCAGAGUGCCCUGGCCUGGCUGGGGGCAGAAGGGGCAAGGCAGGGGCAGUGGAGCGACUCAGGAACUUGUGAUAGGGAAGGGGACACUCCCCUCUGACUAGGGGAGGGUCUGGGUGUGACGGGGCUGAGCGAGGGGCCCCUCCUGCGUUUGGCCUCCCAGGAUGGGCACGGGCUUCUCAUCCACGUCUGACCCCCUCAUGUAAUAAAACCUAA